Molecule: messenger RNA, 1986 nt
Organism: Durusdinium trenchii
Lineage: Eukaryota; Dinophyceae; Suessiales; Symbiodiniaceae
Source: the annotation of a GenBank genome assembly
AUGCGCCGAACCUUAUUUGAAGAGCUGGGCUUGAAAUCAAAGUCCUGCCGGGUCUGGGAUAGCCAUGUAGCUGUGGGGCUCAGCUGCUUUGCCUUCGCACCCAGCGCGGCCGCUUUUUGGGCAGUCUUCUUGUGCCUGGUGCGCGUGGAGAUACAGGAGCCUGGCAUUUUGAUCCAGAUGAUCCUAUACCCACUGCUUGGCUGCAUGUAUACCUUGGUGGUCAUAACAUCUUACUUGGCCGACUUUUUGUUUAUUAAGAGGGAGCAAAGGUCUCUCUACGGAAGAGUCGACAUUGCCUUUGCAUCGGCGACAUUCUUUCUCUCGAUGUUUGAUUACUAUUUGAGGGCAACGUUCUGGGAAACCAUGAUGCUGGUUGUCAUUGCCCUGGCGGCCUUUGCUUGGUCGGGACAAUCUCAAUCGUUCGAGAUAUGGGUUUGGCGGCAUAGCCUUUGGCAUGUCAUCGGGGGCUCUGUUGCGCUCUACGGUGCCCUCAUGCACCUGCCAGCGGCUGAUCGUGGCUCGGUGCGAAGGGUCAUUGAGCCCUUGCAGCUCUUGCUUAUGCAGAGCCUCUAUGGGCUUGCUAUUUGUGUCUUCCUUGUGAUCCGGCAGAACCUGGACAAGAAGCAGCAGGAUGAGCUAUGGUCUACUUGGGCUGUGCUAGAUCCUCAGGUGACCGCAAAAGCUUCAUUGCAUCAGAGUGUGAAGGGUGCGAGGCCCUGCAAGGAGACACAGAGAUCUGCAUGGGCUUGGCCUUGGGAAUGGGGAACUGCAACGCUGGCGGCAGAGAUUCGUGAUCUCCUCCUGGCGGCAAAGGGUGACCCCUUGGAAGCUGAUGCUCGACAGAUGGUGGAGCAGGGAAUCGAUCGCCUGGCAGAGGCGCGGGUGGCUUGUCCCGCAGAACUCUUAGGAUUCAGCAGCUCUCCGAGUGAUGGGCUUUGGCGGUCGGUGUUCAUCCAGGGGAAGACCCCGAAAUGGGAGGAAAACGCGCGGCUUCUGAGACCACUGGUGCAAAACAAAGUGGGCCAAGCCUAUGAUGCUGGCAAGGGCCGAGUCACUAACUAUGGGGAGAUCCUCGGUGCUGGACUGCAUUUUGUGGCUGAGGGUAGCUUCACCCCAGUGGAUGAUGCCGGCCAGUGUCCAAAGGAAUUUGACGUGAAGAUUGAGCAGGGUGGUUUGGUGAUUCUGGGAGUGCCGUUGUUGUCAACAGCCAUCUCCGGCCCUGGGCUGGUCAGGGUCCUAUACAUCGAUGAAGACAUCCGAAUCUUCGAGUCGCCCACAGACAGUCCUGACCGCUGGGAAGAGCAGGGUUUGCGAGUGAUACAGGUUCGUGACUUCACAAACACUGGUGAACUAGAGCAAAUCGAAUCCUUCAACGAAUGGCUCGAAACCUACCCGGCAGAGCACAAAGUCGUGAUUGCUGGAAAUCACGACAUCACCCUCCACGAGGAGUACUACAAGGGCCGUGGGGCAAAACGUUUUCACCCACAUAAAUCCUAUGACUGUACGAAGGCCAAGGCUUUGCUGAAAGGCUGCAUAUACUUGGAGGAUGCGUCCAAGGAAGUGCGUGGGUACCAGGUCUACGGAUCGCCUUGGCAACCCGAAUUCUGCGACUGGGCCUUUAACCUUCCGCGUGGUGAGGAACUACGAAGGUGCUGGGGUGCAAUCCCAGAAGAUACUGACAUUUUAUUGGUCCACGGCCCACCUGCGGGACAUGUGGAUCGGACCUCUCGUGACACCCGGGUAGGUUGUGAGGACUUGCUGGCUGCGAUCCAGGACCGUCGCGUGUCUGUGGUGGUCACUGGGCAUCUCCAUGAGAGCUAUGGCACGUCUGCAGAUGAGGUGACACUGUUCGUGAACGCCUCCACGUGCACAUCCGAGUACAAUCCCACAAGGCCACCCAUCGUUUUCGAUCUCCCACCACCUCGAGAACUUCAGGAGGCGACGACCAGAGCCGCCUCCCAGAGAAGAGCGGCCAGGGCAGAUUGA